CUAGUCCUGACAUGUUUCAGAGUGCUACUCAACCAAUGGACAACAUGGAAAGACCACUGUUUGAAAAAGCAUAGCUGAUUAUGGAUCCAGGUGGUGGAAGCCUUGGGUUGCAGACGCAAGAUUCCAGAAUGCCUCACACUAUGAUUAUGCAGGAUUUUGUGGCUGGAAUGGCUGGCACUGCUCAUAUUGAUGGAGACCAUAUUGUUGUAUCAGUCCCUGAAGCUGUACUAGUUUCUGAUGUAGUCACGGAUGAUGGAAUAACUCUUGAUCAUGGCUUAGCAGCUGAAGUUGUUCAAGGACCUGAUAUCAUCACUGAAACAGAUGUUGUAACAGAAGGUGUAAUUGUUCCUGACUCUGUGUUGGAAGCUGAUGUUGCUAUUGAAGAAGCUUUAGAUACCAGUGAUCAUGUUUUGACUUCUGAUCUAAUAACAGAAACUGUUAGAGUUCCUGAUCAGGUUUUUGUGGCUGACCUUGUUACGGGUCCUGAUGGACAUUUGGAACAUGUAGUACAAGACACUGUGUCAGGAGCUGAUUCUCCCACAAUGGUGUCAGAAGAAGUUCUUGUAACUAACUCAGAUACAGAAGCUGUGAUUCAAGCGGCCAGUACUGUUCCUGGUUCUACAGUUACUAUAAAAACUGAAGAUGACGAUGAUGGCAAGAGCACAUCUGAAGACUACUUAAUGAUAUCUUUGGAUGAUGUUGGAGAAAAAUUGGACCAUAUUGGAAGCACACCCUUAAAAAUCAGCACUGAGGUUUCAAAUGAUGAUGUUGCUAAAGAUGAUGGUUUUGGUUCAGAAGUUAUAAAAGUAUAUAUAUUUAAAGCAGAAGCUGAGGAUGAUGUUGAAAUAGGUGGGACAGAAAUUGUCACAGAGAGUGACUUUCACAAUGGACAUUCUGUAGCUGGAGUAAUCGAGCAGGGAGGUGUUGGUAGAAUGCAACGAGAGAAGAUGGUUUACAUGGCUGUAAAGGACUCUUCUCAGGAAGAUGAAGAUAUUAGCUGUGCUGAAAUAGCAGAUGAAGUGUAUAUGGAGGUUAUUGUAGGUGAAGAGGAAGCAACAUCACUUCCUGACACACAGCUUGAAGAGUCUGGUGUGAAUAAAACCUUUGUUCCUGUUGCUUGGGCUGCUGCUUAUGGAGAUGAAAGACGGCUGCCAAGGAGGUAUGAAGAUGGACAAGCAACAGGAAAUAACUUGGAUGCAAGGUUAGAAAACAAAAAUGGUAAUGCAACACAGUACCUGCAGAUCUGUGAUAGCAUUAGCACAAAUAGAGUGCUUAAACAAAAAAUCAAGAGAAGGAGGAGGGGAGAAGCCAGGCAGUUUCAAACAGCUGUUAUAAUAGGUCCUGAUGGACAGCCUUUAACAGUUUAUCCAUGUCACAUAUGUGGAAAAAAAUUUAAAUCCAGAGGAUUCUUGAAAAGGCAUAUGAAGAACCAUCCAGAUCAUAUGAUUAAGAAGAAAUAUCAGUGUACAGACUGUGACUUUACAACUAACAAGAAAGUUAGUUUCCACAAUCAUCUGGAAAGCCAUAAACUCAUAAACAAAGUUGACAAAUCCCAUGAGUUUACAGAAUAUACAAGAAGAUACAGAGAGGCCAGCCCAUUGAGCUCUAAUAAAUUAAUAUUGAGGGACAAGGAGCCUAAGAUACACAAGUGCAAAUAUUGUGACUAUGAGACUGCAGAGCAGGGAUUGCUCAACAGACAUCUGCUAGCAGUUCACAGCAAGAACUUCCCCCAUGUUUGUGUUGAGUGUGGGAAAGGAUUCCGUCAUCCCUCUGAGCUUAAAAAGCAUAUGAGGACCCACACAGGGGAAAAGCCAUAUCAGUGUCAGCACUGUGUCUUCCGAUGUGCUGAUCAGUCCAAUCUGAAAACACACAUCAAAACUAAACAUGGGACAGACUUACCAUUCAAGUGUGAGCACUGUCCCCAGGCAUUUGCAGAUGAAAAAGAACUUCAGGAGCACACAGAGUUGUUUCAAGGACAUAAGACUCAUCAGUGCCCACAUUGUGACCAUAAGAGUACAAACUCAAGUGACUUGAAACGGCACAUUAUUUCAGUUCACACAAAGGACUUUCCCCAUAAAUGUGAGGUGUGUGAAAAAGGCUUUCAUCGUCCAUCUGAGCUCAAAAAACAUAGUGAAACCCACAAAGGUAAAAAGAUACAUCAGUGUAGACACUGUGACUUUAAAACUUCAGAUCCUUUUGUACUUAGUGGGCAUAUCCUCUCAGUUCACACCAAGGACCUCCCUUUUAAAUGCAAAAGGUGCAAAAGAGGAUUUAGGCAGCAAAUUGAACUUAAGAAGCACAUGAAGACCCACAGUGGAAGAAAAGUUUAUCAGUGCCAGUAUUGUGAAUAUAGCACCACGGAUGCAUCGGGCUUCAAGCGACAUGUAAUAUCAAUACACACAAAAGACUAUCCACACAGGUGUGAAUACUGCAAAAAGGGAUUCCGUAGACCAUCAGAAAAAAAUCAACAUAUAAUGAGGCACCACAAAGAGGCCAUAAUGUAAUAUAUCAUCUUGAGAAGGAAGAAAUUUAAAAACUGAUAUGCUAAUUGGGGAAAAAAAUCUCAUGAACUGUUUCUCCUGGUUUCAAAGCUUGAUAUUAAAUCAUAACUUUACAUUCUUUGUAUUAAAAGUCUUAAAAGUAUUAGGGUUGACAGGGGAUCUCAUAGCCCUAUGAUUGUUGCUUAUCAGAACCUAAAGAGCACUAUAGAAUGCAGAAGGGUGGAUGAAUGUCUGAAAGGUUACAGGAUGGUUGCAGAAUGUCUUCUAUUUACUAGUAUUAUAUGUUAAGCUGUAGAAGACAAAAUGAAGAUGAUUGUGUUACCUACCCUUUUUGUCAAUAACAGCAUUUGUCUCCAACAUGCAAACAAUUCAGACUGGUGGGAUUAUUACAAACUGUUUGCUAAGGCAACCAAGUCUAACUUAUGCAUUUUUGAAAAGAAAAAAAUAUAAAUCAAUCACAUGGUCAUAAUGUUUUUAAAUUGUGCCUGGGAAUUGUAUUCCAGAUUUGGUCAAUUUGGGGGUUUUGUCCCAUUUUUUAACAUUUCAUUGGGGAACCUUUUUGUUUCCUUCAUUAGUUUAGGUUCAAUGAGUAAUUUUUUAAAACAAUUUUCAGAGCUGCUAACCUAUUUUAUUGCAGGAUAAGAUGUUUAAAAUAUAGCAUUAUGUUAUGAGCUCAAAGGUGGUGUUCUGGUGCUAGGGAUAAAGAUGUAUAUGUAUAUAAUUUCCCUUUUUUUAUCUGAAACUGCAGUUGAAUGUUGUUGAGUAUGGCACAUAUGACAAAAUUAACCUUGAAUCUGAUUUUAUUUUUAAGGAAAAUGGAUGCAGCUGACAGUGUUGAGACAACACCUUUUUUUCUUGCUAUUUCACAAUCUUCUCUAAGAAAAAAAAGUAUUCAAAUUCAAAGAACAGAAUAGUUUUCUUGAAUUAAAAGACAAAAUAUUUAGAGGUUAUUUAAGGCAGUGUUCAUCACAGGUAUGGCUGUUAUAGUCCUACCUGCUAAUAUAAAGUUUUCAGUAUAGACAUUAAAUUGCACCUUUUAAUCAAUUCUUUAAAAAAAAAUCUAUACCAUACUAUAAACAUGCAUUUUCAAUCUGUAAGAAAGUAUAUAUGCAGUAUUUAACCAGAAAAAUAUGCUGCCACUAGAGUUUGGAGGUGGAUCUUCAGUUUACAGUGUAUACAUUUAAAAUAUGCAUCCCUUUAAACAAUGCUUUGUGUUAGCAUGCUGCAAAUCAAAUGGCGCUUAAUAUAACAAGCUGGUCUAGGGCUAUUUAAUGAAAAACCUGUUCAUAAAUGUUAUGCAUAUAAUGUGUACUUUUUUUACUUUUUUUAGUUGCUUCAUGUUUGCACACCGCUGUUCACAUGAUAAAUUGUAACUUUACUUCAUGCUAUAUUGUGGCUUUGUGUUUCAGAUAAUGUUCAUAUUGUUUUUGCACCAGAUGAGAAUCAGUUCCUUGAGAAUAAAUUUUUUUUAUAUUUCUAAACUUCAGAAAGUUAAAUUGGGAAAUCUCUUAGAAAAAUACGUGUUUUAUGUGGCUGUAAAAAAUGAUGUACACGCUGUAAAAUAAGAUUGUCACUGUUAUGUGGGAUUAUUAUUUCUAAAUGUGUUACUCAUCGUAAUGAGCAUACAAUAAAACGCAUCUCUUGCA
Alligator sinensis (Chinese alligator) is the source of this 4147-nucleotide messenger RNA. RefSeq names its product zinc finger protein 711 (gene ZNF711). Gene Ontology annotation, cellular component: nucleus. The record is from RefSeq and is a predicted model, not a curated record. Gene Ontology annotation, molecular function: RNA polymerase II cis-regulatory region sequence-specific DNA binding; metal ion binding; DNA-binding transcription factor activity, RNA polymerase II-specific. NCBI's taxonomy places the organism in Eukaryota, Metazoa, Chordata, Crocodylia, Alligatoridae. Gene Ontology annotation, biological process: regulation of transcription by RNA polymerase II. The coding region runs from base 81 to 2504 and encodes 807 amino acids. The transcript has 9 exons.